AUGCUAGUCGUAGGCCUAACCGGCGGUAUUGCCACGGGCAAGUCGACGGUCGCGAACCUGUUCCGCGCACACCAAGUCCCCAUAAUCGACGCCGACGUGCUCGCGCGGCAGGUAGUGCUCCCCGGCACGCCCGCGCUUGCGCAGAUCGUCAAGCAAUUCGGGGAGGAUGUCCUCCUCCCCGACGGCUCGCUCAACCGCGCGCGCCUCGGUGCGAUCGUGUUCACAGACGAGGCGAAGCGCCGUAAACUCAACGCAAUCGUGCACCCUGCCGUGCGCCGCGCGAUGUUCUGGGACGUGCUCCGGUACUGGUGGGGCGGCGAGCGCAUAUGUAUCCUCGACGUCCCACUGCUAAUCGAGGGCGGCAUGUGGAAAUGGGUCAGCGCCGUCAUCGUCGUAUAUUGUUCUGCAGAUAUCCAGCUACGCCGUCUCAUGGAGCGCGACGGCUCGUCGCGUGAAGACGCGUCGGCGCGCCUCAACGCGCAGCUCCCUAUCACGGAGAAGGUCGCUUUCGCCGACUACGUUAUAGACAACUCGGGAGAACGCCAUGAGCUGGAAAAGCAGAUCGAUACGCUUGUGGCUAAACUACGUAAGGCGGCGGGGUGGUCAUGGAGGCUCAGCUGGCUCUUCCCACCAUGGGGCCUGUUUUCCGCUCUGACGACUCUGGCAUGGAGAGCGUUAUCGCGCCGACGGAAAACGACAGCGAGGAAAAAAUAG
Molecule: messenger RNA, 714 nt
Organism: Sparassis crispa
Lineage: Eukaryota; Fungi; Basidiomycota; Agaricomycetes; Polyporales; Sparassidaceae
Product: Dephospho-CoA kinase CAB5
Exons: 3
Coding region: 1-714 (237 amino acids)
Biological process (GO): coenzyme A biosynthetic process
Molecular function (GO): dephospho-CoA kinase activity; ATP binding
Source: RefSeq, a predicted model, not a curated record